This is a messenger RNA of Dicrocoelium dendriticum, 898 nucleotides long. NCBI's taxonomy places the organism in Eukaryota, Metazoa, Platyhelminthes, Trematoda, Plagiorchiida, Dicrocoeliidae. The record is from the annotation of a GenBank genome assembly.
GCCUACUUGCAUUGUGAGGCGACUACUUUCUCUUGCGCACUGUCCAUAUAACCAAUUCCCCACCCUCACUUCACCUUAUGAUGCAUCUCUGACAAUCUUGAGAGGCUAUGCGCCGGCAAUAUAGCCUGGUUGUUUUGGGAAGCGGUGGGGUUGGUAAGAGCGCUUUAACUGUCAAGUUUGUCUCUGGAAAAUUUGUUGAGAAGUAUGAUCCAACGAUAGAGGAUUUCUACCGAAAGGACAUCUUGAUUGAUGGUGUCCGGCAUACGCUCGAGAUUCUGGACACCGCCGGUACGGAACAAUUCUCUUCACUCCGUGAUCUUUACAUCAAAAACGGUCAAUGCUUCUUAGUCGUGUACAGCCUGAUUAGCCAUCAGACAUUUAGCGAUAUUCGAACGAUGCGUGAUAACAUUCUGCGAAUCAAAGGUCUGUCUGGUACUUCUGCCAAAAAGGUUCCAAUCGUAUUGGUUGGUAACAAAGCUGAUCUGGCUCGAGAAGGCCAUCGGGAAGUUCAGCGACGUGAGGCGGAUUCCUUAGCUUCCCAGUGGUGUUGCCCGCAUUUAGAAACCUCUGCGAGAGAUGACUCAGGUGUCAACGAAGCAUUUAUUGAAGUCGUCAAUCAGAUGCUACUUAACCGACCGAAACGACGUUCCUCAUGCUCUGUCGUCUGACCCUGGCAACUGGAUGCUUCGACUAUGUGCCUCCAAUCUUGCGGUCUUAUGUACUGGCAACGCAUCUUCACCCAAUUUGCGCCAAAUCCUCGGCUGCGGCUCUACGCCCAUUCCCAUCCUCUACCCUGUCCAUUGCACCCAGCUUUGGAUCCACCGCUCAGCUUUCAAUCAAUCCCCGAUCUCUACUGUUUCUAUUUUCUCUUCCUCAUUUGGUCAUUUGCCAUCAUGCU